AAGUGCGAGAUUGGCUGGGACGAAGUUCUGCAUCAAGAACUAAACAAGAGAUGGUGGCCCUGGUGGCAAGAGUUUCCUAAAGUGAAGCAGUUGCAAAUACCCCGCUGUUAUUCGCCGCAAAUCUUACAUGGUGGCAAGGUAGAAAUCCACACUUUCGUCGACGCUAGUCAAGUCGCAUUUGCUGCGGUAGUAUACGUUCGAGUACUUCAUAUUAAUGGAGUUGACGUUCGCUUCAUUAUGGGCAAAACACGCACAGCACCAGCGAAACUGAUGUCGAUCCCGAGACUCGAGUUACAGGCCGCAGUAUUGGGCACCCGCUUGUACAAGCUCAUCGAGGACAGCCACGAGUUCAACAUAGGGCGAGCAGUUUUUUGGACCGACUCCCAGACGGUUCUGCAAUGGGUGCAUUCGUCGGAAAGAAAGUAUAAGGCGUUCGUCGGCCAUCGUAUAGCCGAGAUUCUCGGCACAACGGCAAAAGAGCAUUGGCGAUGGGUGUCAACUUGUCAAAAUGCAGCAGACGUAGCAACACGCCCCUUGUGCCCACCCAAGUUCGACAGUAGCAGCCGUUGGGUAAAAGGCCCCGAGUUCUUGCAGCACGACGAAGAGUAUUGGCCCACGGCCACGAUCACAGCGUCACCAGUACUCCCAGAAGAAAUAUCCGUUCCAGUUUUGGUGGUGCAACACGGCAGUGCCGUCAUAAAUUUUUCACGGUUUAGCUCCUUCACAAAGCUAUUACGAACAACAGCCUGGGUGAUGCGAGCAACAAUACCAUUUCGAAAACAGAGCAACAGUACAACACCCAUGUCGCCAAGCCUCACAGCAACAGAGAUAAAGAAAGCAGAGCAUAUGGUAUGCGAACUAGUCCAACGAGAAUGCUUUUCGAGCGAGAUCGCAGGUUUGUCAGUCGGCGGUAAAAUCGCCAAAAGAAGUUCGCUGUAUAAGCUUUCGCCGUAUCUCGAACAAAGUGGCCUAUUAAGAUUGAGCGGACGCAUCGACGAGGCAACAUACCUACCAAUGCAAGCACGACGACCGAUAUUAAUGCCUGCCAAACAUAUCGUGUCAACCCUGAUUGUACAACAUUUUCACAAAAUAAAUCAUCACCAGAAUUCCGCCAUCACCAUUAAUACCAUCCGACAACAGUUUUGGAUACCGAAUUUGAAACCGCUCCUCAAGGCAGUUCAGCAAAGGUGUCAACAGUGUAUGAUCGACAAAGCAAAGCCAAACCAACCUAUGAUGGGUCAGCUGCCGGUCGACAGCAUUACUCCGUUCGUACGCCCAUUUACAUACACAGGCGUCGACUUGUUUGGCCCUAUUAACGUCACCAUCGGGAGGCGCAAGGAGAAAAGGUUGGGCGUUAUAUUCACCUGCCUGACAGUUCGAGCCGACUUGAGUACCGAUGCGUUCAUUUUGUGCCUGCGGAAUUUUGUAAACCGACGUGGAACGCCGUCCAGAAUAAGGAGUGAUAAUGGGACAAAUUUUAUUGGCGCACAAAGGGAGUUGAGGGCAGCUGAGCAGUUGUUAGACACUGACCGCAUUCAAGCCGAGGCUGGCAGACACAACAUCGAGUGGAUAUUUAACUGUCCGCUGAACCCCAGUUCGGGUGGCUGCUGGGAGCGCUUGAUAAGGAUUAUAAAGUCGCUGUUAAGCAAGACGUUGCGUGAGGUAGCCCCAAGACCCGACACUCUGCACAGCGUGUUAAUAGAAGCGGAGAAUAUCAUCAACUCCCGACCGCUAACUGACCUGCCUAUAAGCCAUGAAGAAGAUGAGCCGUUAACACCCAAUCACUUCUUGUUGGGGUGCGUUAAUUCAACGCAGACGCCGCACCCAGUUGACGAGAAGAUUUGCCUAAGGAAGCAGUGGAGAAUCGCGCAAAACCUCAAGGACCGGUUGUGGAAGCGAUGGACAACCGAGUACCUGCCUCAGCUAUUGUGCCGUACUAAGUGGCAGGACAAAGCAAUACCGCUUCAAGCGAACGACCUGGUGAUAUUGUGCGACUCAACGCUGCCCCGUAGUCAAUGGGUACGCGGCCGCAUAACUCAAGUUUUUCUCGCCAAAGACGGACAAGUACGUAUCGUGGAGUCGCGAACGAAGAGCGGACUACUACGCAGACCAGUUUCGCGCUUAGCAAAGUUAGAAGUUGGUGGUAAAUCCUGUGAGAAUUCACGGGGGGCGGGGCGUUAG
This is a messenger RNA of Rhagoletis zephyria (snowberry fruit fly), 2181 nucleotides long. RefSeq lists its product as uncharacterized. NCBI's taxonomy places the organism in Eukaryota, Metazoa, Arthropoda, Insecta, Diptera, Tephritidae. Gene Ontology annotation, biological process: DNA integration. The record is from RefSeq and is a predicted model, not a curated record. Gene Ontology annotation, molecular function: nucleic acid binding.